GGCGUUUUGUGAAGCAACCAUAACAUAACAAUGACUGAAAGCAACACAAUCAAUUUUAAAGAUGAGACGUGGCGGCCUCUAUCCUCACUCCGAGAAACAACCAAACAGCUUCCCCUGAACUUAUAGUCAACAAUGGAAGACAAUUCAACGCCUUGUUCCUUUGACUUUAAACGACCAUACAUACCAUCUCAUUCAUACUACGUACUAAAUAGUGAAAUAAUCUCCAACCUCCCUGCACAACUUCUGUUUUCUUCUCAAUCCAUCUUCAUCCGUGUGCAUCCAUGCACGUUUCGAGGCAAUUCGUUUAAUUUUUCUCCAGGCCCUAACUGGACUCUCAUCUAAAGCUGCUGUCUAUUUUACCCAAUUUUAUUUGGCUGCUUCUUGGUUAAUCAACAAGCCAUGGGUUGCUUUUCUCUUCUAUACCGUAACCGUGGCAAGUUGAACUCAUCCACCACACAUUCAUCGGAAUUCGAUGAAGAUCUCUAUGGCAUAAGAAAUGUGAACGUCUUCUCCUACAAGGAUCUAAGAGUUGCCACCAAUAAUUUCUGUCCUACAAAUAAAAUUGGAGAGGGCGGCUUUGGCUCUGUUUAUAAGGGUAGGCUUAAAAAUGGGAAGAUGGCCGCAAUAAAGGUUCUUUCUGCUAAAUCAAAGCAGGGAUUGCAAGAGUUCUUGACAGAGAUUCAAGUGAUUUCCGAUAUAGAACAUGAAAAUUUGGUCAAGCUGUAUGGAUGUUGUGUGGAAGAUGAGCAUAGAAUUCUUGUCUACAAUUAUCUUCCGAACAAUAGUCUUGGUCAUUCCCUUCUAGGUGGAAGGGGCAGUGGCCUCCAUUUUGACUGGAAAACACGGUCAAAAAUUUGCAUUGGCGUGGCAAUGGGACUGGCUUAUCUUCAUGAACAAGUGAAACCGCAUAUUGUCCACAGAGAUAUAAAAGCAAGUAAUAUUCUUCUUGACAAUGAUUUGACGCCCAUGAUAUCUGAUUUUGGUUUAGCAAAGCUCAUUCCACCAGAUAAGAGUCAUAUCAGUACACGUGUUGCAGGAACUUUAGGUUACUUGGCACCAGAAUAUGCAAUAAGGGGUCAGUUGACGCGUAAAGCAGAUGUUUAUAGUUUUGGUGUUCUUCUAAUUGAAAUCAUAUGUGGGAGAUGCAACACAAACACAAGAUUACCCAUUGAGGAACAAUAUCUCCUUGAAAGGAUAUGGCAACUUUAUGAAAGAGGAGAGCUGGUACAACUUGUAGAUUCAUCAUUGGAUGGGAAUUUUGAUGCAGAACAAGCCUGCAGAUUCUUACGAAUUGGACUUCUUUGCACUCAAGAUACCCCUAAGCUUCGGCCUUCAAUGUCACGUGUUGUGAAGAUGUUAAAAGGGGAGAUGGAGGAGGAGAAGGAUAAUAUUACAAAGCCUGGGCUGAUAACUGAUUUCAUGGAUCUCAAGAUUAAAGACCCUCAGAAAACCAAGCCUGCAAGUGUUAAAGCUGCGUAUGAUUAUAUAUUAUCUUCAGAAUCUGAUAGUUCAACUUUGCCAUCUCAAGCUUCUUCCCAGACCUUGACUACAAUCGAUUAAAGUACCGAGUGUCUGGGUGCCAAUAUUUUAAAGCGAUUUAGGCGGUGAGGGACCUUGUAACUUUCGUUGAUUCCUUUUUAGUUUCCGGGAAAGUAUGGAAGUAUAUAUAGAUCAUAGUUGUGCAUACACAUAUAGCCUGUCUAUAUUCUUAUUUUGUGAUCACAAUCUCUGAACAAUGGUUUGGAGUUUUAUUUUUCUUGUCCUAUAUUUUCCAAUGAGUAUUUUAGACUUAGGAUUGUGGGCUUCCUAUACCAAACAAACUACUCCGUAAUAGCUUGAAAAUAAGUAGGUUUGG
Messenger RNA from Cuscuta europaea, 1855 nucleotides. The record is from the annotation of a GenBank genome assembly. NCBI's taxonomy places the organism in Eukaryota, Viridiplantae, Streptophyta, Magnoliopsida, Solanales, Convolvulaceae.